CUUGAGGUCAUGCGCGGUCACAUCAGGCAGUUCGUUGCAACGUAAAUUUUAGAAUCCACAUGUUGUUUGGCUUUGAUACAUAACACGUCAUAAACAAACGGUAAUGAGGGUAGAAUGGUUGUGGCGGCAGUUGUAAGUUUUAUCGCCACUUGGAUUGGUGCGUCGGACAAUGCGAUAAGACUUCUGCUGUCCUUGUUUGCAGGCUACCCCCUGGCCUUCCUGUAUCGGCACUGGAUCAUCCUUCAGCCUGCUCCGGUCAAACACAUCUUCUUCACUGUCUGUGGCCUUGUUCUCUGUUACUUCAAUUUCGGUGAUGCUGUCUCACACUCGCUUGUCAAUAUCCUGGUCGACUAUGUCAUCCUCUGCCUCAUCCCGGGAACAGCGCUGUCUGUGGCCUUGGCUUUCGUUUUCAACACAUUUUACCUGAUGGCUGGGUAUUACAAGGUGGAAACGGAUGACUACCAGAUCAUGUGGACCAUGCCCCACUGUGUGCUGACACUCCGCCUUACAAGUGUUAUAUUUGAUGUCUAUGAUGGACACAGGAAACAGAGGAAGGCGGAGUUGACACCUGACCAAUCACAGACAGCGUUAGAAAAAACACCAUCAUUGUUAGAAAUGUUUGGUCAUUGUUACUAUUUUGGAGGAUUCCUCAUAGGACCACAAUUUUCUAUGCGGAGAUACCUCAACUUUAUAGACGGUGCUUUUCAAAAAACGAAAGAGGAGCCUCCCGAUAGUGUGUACCCUGGAGUACAGAGACUGCUACUAGGACUGGUGUAUAUAGUUAUUUUUCAGACUGGCAAUCUGCUAGUACCAGAUGAUUAUUUAUUAUCUCUAGACUUUGAGAAUGUUAAUUUUCUCGCCAGAUGUGCCUAUGUUUUGAUAUGGGGGAAGCUUGUUAUCAUGAAGUAUGUCGGUUCAUGGUUAUUAGCAGAAGGCAGCAUUAUAAUAUCUGGUCUGAGCUACAAUGGGAAAGAUGAGAACGGGAAGGCCCAGUGGGACGGAUGUACCAAUGUUAAUCUCACUAAGCUGGAGAGUGCUGUCACAUUCCACCAGAUGAUACAGUCCUUCAAUAUCAACACUAACAUGUGGAUGUCCAAAUACAUAUUCAAGCGGUUAAGGUUUCUGGGCAACAAGUUUGUGUCUCAGGGCGUGACUCUGCUGUACCUGGCUGUCUGGCAUGGUCUUCACACUGGCUACUACAUGUGCUUCAUGCUGGAGUUCUUCAUGACCAACACACAGAAUCAGCUUGGGAGUCUGGUAGAUGCGAGCCCCCAGUUGAAGAGCUUGGUGCAACAACCAAGCAUCAAGAUUGUCUUGUGGGGCGUCAGCAAAAUCAUCACCACUUUCUCUCUCUCCUACGCCCUUGUUGGCUUUGGCCUUCUCACUGUACCCAAAUGGACUAAGGUCUAUGCAUCAAUAUACUACAUUGGUCAUGUUGUCUUCCUUGGAUGGCCUGUUGUCUACAUUUUGCUCAAGAAAUUUGUAUUGCCACGGAAACGAGCUGUUAAUGGAAUCCAAAAUACUCACAUGUCUGAGGAAAAGAAAGACACCUAGGGUGGUUUGCUGUGAUGUUUUUGUACAAAUAAUCUUGUAGCAUAGAGAGAGUGUGAGUGUUUGCAUGAGAAGAGACUGUGUCACUUUGUAAGACAUUCCCACUGCGUUACUAUCACAGUCAUAUCGAUCAGAGAAUGUCAUAUAGCAGUGAAAUAAUUUACUUAGGACUUGAACUGACGUGUAAUGGUUGAUGAAAUUUCAUUAAUACAAAUUGUUGUAGGCAUGUCAGGUUAUUAUUUUCAAAAUGUGAUUCUUCUCAUGAAAUAUAACUCUGUAUAUAAUACCCUCUUUUCAAAGCAAGUUAUUAACUGUAACUCACAAUGCAACUCAGUUGAAUUGUUUGAGAUAUAUACCGGUAAUACAUUGAUGGCACCAACAGUGCUCAUUCUACUUCAAGUCUAAUUGAACCAGUAAACACAUCUUAGAUUCUGUAUGGGACUCACAAAGCUGAUAGAUACAGGCACAUUACAUCUAAGCAAGUUGUUGCAAUUGCACACAUAUGCUACAGUCUGCGACUUGAGCCAAUAGUCCGAAGCCGAGUCUAGUAAAAUUCUGUUCUGUCUUCUAAGAUCAGCUAAUAAAAAGCCAUAUGAUACCGUAACAUUAUAAUGUACUAACAAAAUAUGAUUAAAGUUCAGACAUGUGGACUUAAAUGUUAAUUGGACUAGAUAAGAAAUUCCAUAUUCUUAAAGAAUUUAGAUGACUUCAAGGGCAGAUUGUGCAAGGUUGUUGCAAUAUUCUAAAUCAGUGUUGAAGCAUAGGAGUUACAAUAUUUACAAUGAUUUUGUGCAACAGCGUCCUGGUAAAAGUAUAUCACUAGAGGCCAAUCUUAGCACAAGCAGUGAUACAAGUUUACUAGCCAAGUCUUUUUGUCUGAUGCUAAAGGGAUCCAAAAGUAGAGAUUCAGGCUUUUAGGGGUGUCCUUAUAUAUUAUUACUAUUAGAGCUAGUUAGUGUGUUAUGUCAAGUUGCAUCCCUGAUCAGAAACUUUGAAAGUGUUUUACUAAUUUUUUUGCCAAGUGCCUCUGCUUUGAUAAGAGAUUAAUGGAAGAAACUUAUCAGUCGGUUAGGUGAAAUAAGUGUAUGCUUGUGGGUAAUUGCAGGUGUGUACAGGGUGUGUGUUUGCAAGUGUGAGUGUUUACUGACAUUUGUAUCUGUAUAUUUCCAUGUGUGUAUGUAUGCUUGGCUGCAUUGUGGUCAGUAUCUUCAUGCAAUGCUUGACAACUUUUCCAUAUCAUAAGCAUGUGGAGGGGCCACGGUCCGCAGAGAAACAUGUACAUAAGGAACAGCUAGGAUGAGAAUAUGAUAGCAAUCUUUUUGUAACAUUACCAUUUCAUGAAAUAAUAUAAUGGGUGUAUUUCUAACAUGUGAGCGUUAAAUAUCAGCACAAUAGUGUUUUACUUUGCCAUGGUAAUGAUGUGUAAUGAAUUUACAAGCAAACUGUCACUUUUGUGCUGAGGUGAGGUAUUACACAUUGAGUUAGAAUGGAAGCAUGGCCGUGUUUUGGUAGCUCUUUGAAGCUGGGGACUGUCAUAGUCAUAUGCACAUAUUGAAUACAGAUUUGUUGUUGUCAGUAUGGGGUGGUGGGGUAGCCUAGUGGUUAUAAAGCAUACGUUCACCGUACCAAAGGCCUGGGUUUGAUUCCCACAUGGGUACAUUUUCUGCUGUCCCCAACUGUCUUGCUGCUGUAGUAUUGCCAAAAGUAGUGUAAAACCGUACUCACUCACUUUUAUCAAUAGACAUAGAAGUCAGGGCAGAGGGUUUUUUUCAUAAUGAAAACUAUUGGUCUCGUACCAUUGCAGUUAUGAGCAAGGAAGAUUUCCUGAACAGUAAAAUGUUUUCUUUUCAAACUGUGUUACUGCUGUAGUAUUGCCAAAAGCAGUGUAAAACCAUACUCUCUCACCCUUAUCAAUAGAAAUAGAAGUCAAGGAAGAGGGUUGUUUUCAUCAUGAAAACUUUUGGUCUCGUACUAUUGCUGUUAUGAGCAAGGAAUUUAUGACAGUAAAGUGUCUUCUUUUCAAAGAAGAGUUCAAGUUACUGAUAUUCCUGCUGCUGUGAGUGACAUUGUUGGCAUCCUCGGCAUUGGUAAUCAAUUUGUGACAGUUUUUCUAAAACAUGUCACCUAAUGUGAAUUAUCUGAACUUUUAACCAUGGCAACAAGCUGGUUGCAGGGUAUGUUUAUAUAAGGAUAACUUAUGCGAACAGGAGUUAAUGCCAUGAUUAUUGGGGCCUAGGGACGUCAUUCUCAGAGAUAUAGCCAAGUGGUUGCAUCCAAACAUGGGUACAGUGCAUGAAACCUCCUAUUCUUGUCCUCAAUGGAGAUUUUACUAAGGUGAUGUCAAGUUCAGUCUCCUAGGACCAAAGACAUAAAGGAAACAGGCUUCAAAAAUAACAUGAUUGUCUAAAACUGGUAAAAUUAAGAAAGAAAAUUUCUGUGAGGAGUACCUCUGUUACCAUUAUGUAGCAACAGUAGCAGAUCCUUUUUGAGGCCAAAAAAAAUAAAUUCAUUUUUCUAACCUGGUAAACAUUUUGUUAUCAGUAUUAUGAGCAGGUGAGAUCUGGAUGGCCAUUCCUGGAUGCCGUUAUUUGUAGUGAUCAGGUCGCAUCUAGAACACGGUCAUGUUUCCACAGCUUGAGUGAAGUGUGCUUGACCACCACAUAAUCACACAUGUGUGUCUUGUGCCAGCAGUUGUGUACAAUGCUUCAGUAUAAUAAUAGUUGUUGUUUUGAAGUUUCUACCUGUUACAAGGUACAGAUAAUGGUGUGUACAUAUGGGUGAUCUACAGUUGAUGAGUGAAUAUGUUUGGGAGUUAGUUGUUGUUUUUUGUGAGAAAAUUUAUUUAAGAAAUGUUAGAUGCAUUUUUACCUGUUGGUUGAUUAUUUAAUUUUAUAUGGUUACCGUGGUGAUUGUAUAUCCAUGGUUACUAUUAGAUUGACACAACUUGUGUUCGAAUUUGAAUCAUAGUAGCUUCAUACCUAUUUAAGAUUAUGACCCAUCACAAAUUAUUCCUGCAUAUAUUCUGAUGACAACGCUUACAUUUUAAUGUUGGAAAGCUUUUUGUAAACGAAAAAUGAGCAAAAUACGACCUGAGGUUGGAGCUCACUGAAUACUUCAUUCAGAAGAUGCAACAUCAGCAAGCAUAGCUAGGAUAGUUAUUCACUGUUAGAUAUGGCAGUAUGUUUGAAAUAUUCUCAGUUCUCAAUUUGACACGUAGUGCAUAGUAGAUAGUAGAAACAUUUUUCAAAAUAGAUAUACAUAUUCAAUAAUAGUUGAUUCUUGCUUUUUAUAUUAUACAAUUCUUGGUUGAUGGGUCAAAAUUUUUGCACUUAGAUAGACAGGACAUUGACAUUGACAUUGACAUGCUAACAUUGCUGGCAUCCCUGGAGCCUUGGAGACGUCGCCAGUGUUGCAUCUGGAGACCUUUGUGGUGAAGUUGAUGCUUAUUUAUCAAGACUUUGUGCAGUGUCAUUUAAUAACAUUGGAGAACCACCGGCAAUGCAAAAAUGAACUAAAUCAUGCAAAAUUUUAAUCAGGUGGGAUAAUAUAUGCAGUAAGUUAGGUUUGAAUUGUGAAAAAACACAAACUUGGUAAAAACAAUGGCGUUUCCUUUGUGAUGAAUAUUUUCAUUGAUUGUGCAAGGUUCAGAGAUGAGAAUGCUCAAAAUUAUCUAAGACCUUUCAAGAAAAAUAUUUGCUUUACUGGUCAAGAAGAAACUGUGAGAUCAAUGGCUAGGGUGUCAUGAAGGACAUAUUGAUAAAACAAGACUGAAAGAGAAAGGAUUUGUCAAUGCCCUUUUACCCCUAUUUACGACCACAUUUGUGACUUAAUUGGUCCACCUUCCAAUUAACAACAAAAACCUGCAGUAUUUAUCUUUGGAGCUUCUUUAAAAUUUAGUCACUGUUUAGCACCAGCAAUUCCAAUGGUGGUGUUAACAGUCUGCAUGUGCUCAUAAAUACACCUCCCGAUUUUUGGUUAUAAGGAUGCUUCUUGAACUUUUAUUUGAAUUGGGGUGGUGGGUAGCCUAGGGGUUGAAGCGUUCGCUCGUCACGCCGAAGACCUGUGUUCGAUUCCCCAAAUGGGUACAAUGUGUGUCCCCUGCAGUGAUAUUGGUGGAAUAUUGCCAAGAGUGGCAUAAAACCAUACUCACUCACUCUACUGGAAUUUGUUCAAGUUGAAAAGGAAGAUUAAGGAGCCAAUGUUUACCAAGAGGUAUCAAACAAGAAUCACAUCAGAUGCAACACUGUACCUCCAGGCUAUAACUGGACGUUCAGGGAGACUGGUAGGUUAGACCCAUCCUUGAUUGUCAAGGGAAAUAUGGUCCAUUCUGUUAUGAUAAAUACCCUUGACUCGUUCACCACCUUAGCUUUGUAUUGGAAGUGAUUUCACCAUCUUGAUAUCUCUUUUCAAUAACUUUCCACAGAAUUGUCCUUGCACGAGUGUAAUUCAAUUUGAUUGGUAUCGUUACUGUUGUGUUAUUUGAAUUGGACUCAAAAAGAAGGUAUGAUAGAAUGGGUCGAGAGUAUUUAUGAGAGAAUGGAGAUAUUAUACCCUGGAUAAUCAUUGAUUCAGUUAGAUAUACAAAUACUUCUAUCCUGGCAUGACUGUCAUCACUUAAUGCCUUUCUUUGUCUUUAUGUUAAGCUAUGUAGAUUUAUAUCUUCCGAGUUUGUGUAUCUAUGAUAGUGACUUAAAGUACCAUAGACACACAGCCCUGUUUCACAGAGUGAUCAUCGUUUCUACAACUGUCUAUGUUAAACUAUUGGCUUUGUGAAACUGGGACCUGCUGGUCUAGCACUUUAAAUGCAAGCUGGUUUGUGUGGGGGAUCCAGGGUGGGAGGAGGGCAUAGGGUUCCAGUUGUGGAUUGUGUUUUGAAAAAGAUCACAUGGACCCCAGGGACAUGAAAUGUAUGAUACCUUUGAUUAUUUAAAUAUGUUAUAAAUUUUGACCCAGAUUUUCUCAAGAUUUCAUAAUUUGAACGCACACCGCCAUUGAAGUUAUGAAUUCAUAAUUUUAGCCCCUCCUUUGGGAAGUCCUGGAUCCAUCGGUGAACUUUGCGCCAGUUUCCUGUAUGUCUUCAUAGAUUAGCUAUCAGCCAGUACCAAACUGACCUGACAGAUGAUUGGUGUUGAAAGAUGACUGCACUCAUUCAUUCCCUUUGAGGAAUUUGUGUGAAAACUUUUAAUUUGAGUUUGAUUUAUGUCAAUUUUCUGAUUACCAAAGCAACAUUGAUCAUUUGGUUUCAUAUCCUAGACAACUUGUUUUCCACAUCAGAUAAACUGGGAUCAAAAUUUUCAAGUUCAUCUUUUAUAUUGAGAUUCCAGAGAGGUAUUAUAUUUUUGUGAAAGCAUGCCAUGACAGUUCCUGAAAACAUAUGUCUGCGUAUUAGCAAUGUGAUAGGUGGCCCUAAUUUCCCACACCUUGCCACUUAAAUUUAAUGUUUUUGUUAAUAUCUAAUUGAAAUAGUUUAUUUUGAAAAUAAAAAAACUUAAUUUUGCAAAUCAAAUGCUCUCGAUACCAGCUUAUCAUUAUUUUAUUUCCAUAUUUUACCAUAUAACAUAUUGCUUGUCUAAAUGCUGCUAAAAAUGGAGAACACCUAUGAAAAUAUAUAAGGGCAUAUUCCUUAGUCUUAAUCAACAGAGAUGACAUGCAUAGUUGGUGUGAAGUAUGAGGUUAACAGUUUUGUUUACCAGAACUUAAUUCGAGCUUCUUUUGUCAAUGAAUUCAACAUAUCUUUUAGUGUGCUUAGUUGAAUGUUUUGUGUUCAUAUCUAGCAUUCAGUAUGUUUAUUUUGGAGUGCUUUUAUCAUGUGUUCCAUGUUGUCUAUCAUUUACUUCCCUUAGGCAUUGCGAGGUUCCACUAGGUCCAAUGCCAUCUUUCCCCCCGUCUUAUUUAAGUUACAUAAACAAAUAUUAGGCCACUAGUUCAUCUGCUGUUUUGACAGUAUUUUUGUCUAUAUUAUGUUACUGACAAGAAUGUAUUAUCACUGCAUAUAACAGCUACAGUUCACAAUUGCAUUAAAUUCAGAUAUUUUACUGCGAUCCAAUGCCAUUCUUCACUUUAGGAGGGGCUGUCGGGUAGCCUAGUGGUUAAAGCGUUCGCUUGUCACGCCGAAGACCUGGGUUCGAUUCCCGACAUGGGUACAAUGUGUGAAGCCCAUUUCUUGUGUCCCCCACCGUGAUAUUGCUGGAAUAUUGCUAAAAGCAAACUCACUCACUUCACAUAAGGUGAAAUCAGCUUCGAGGCUUCUAAAUUAUCUGUACAAUCAGUGAAGCUAUCUGAUCCCUGUAUCUCGAAAAGGAAUAUAAUCGUGGAGUUCUAAUUGCACAAUAAUGAAUUGUUAGGAUAAUCUAUUCAUCCGUUGCUUCUCAGUGCCUUGGCACUGUCACCCAAUAGGGUGUACCGUCGAGAGUAUAUUUGUGUUCUGUGGCUAAAUUUCUAAAUCAAGGUGGUCAAGAAAUGAAGCCUUAUCAUUUUAGAAAGUUGAUAGGCUCAAGAACCCAUGCAUCCUUCCUUUACAUGGGAGGGGCGGUGGGGGAGCCUUGUGGUUAAAACGUUUGCUUGUCACGCCAAUGACCCGGGUUUGAUUGCCGACAUGGGUACACUGUGUGAAGCCCUUUCCUGGUGUCCCCCAGCAUGAUAUUGCUGGAAUAUUGCUAAAAGCGGCGUAAAACCAUAAUCAUAUACUCACUCGCUCAUUUAGAUUGGGUGGUCCAAGUUCAGGGUUCCUUCUAUGGAGGUGUCCUCUCAUCUUCACACAGAGGGGUACCAUAUCAGAGUAAAAGCUCUAAUUUUGAUGUGAUAGGUGACUGUAACAGUUUUAAUAACAUCUUGUUUGUACAAACACCUUUAAAAACAAAAAAUCACUUAAAAGGGAAAACAAUUUUUUUAAUGUUAUUUUAGACCAGUCAACCCUUUACAUGCAAAAAGAUGGGCUUGUUUCAACAAUUGACACAAUACAGUCUGCAAAAUCCAGCUUGAUAAGGCCUUAACAAAAUUUAGUGACAUUUUCCACUGAAAUAAGAAAUAGAAUAAAAUGACUUUUGCCAAUUUUAUUUUCUUUUUUUUUUGGUGUAGGGGAGGGGGGUUCUGUUUACAAUUAGGUGAAAUGAAAAUAAUGUGAGAUUUUAUCACCACUGUUUGUAAGAAAUAGUGAAUAAUAUGUAUACAAAUCUUUAUUCUAACAAAAAAAUACCCAGUCAAUUAUCUUUCAGUAUCGUUUCACAACUGUUCUUCUUUGAUGGUAGGACCUACAUGUUUUUCAUUCAUUAGUAGCAGUACUAAUCUGAAAGUUCAAAUUAUAAAAAAUAUUUUUUUCAACCACCUGCAUUGAAUUUAAGCCCAAAAAUUUGUAAACCAACUGAUAAAAAUUGAAAGGCCUAAUCUACUUCAGUCACAAACUGCUUAGACCAGCUUUAUUUAAUUGUUUAAAUCAUGGUUCAACCUGCUCUAACUUUUGAAAAGUGGAAAAAAAAGAAUGUUACUUUCUGCUGAGCGACAAUCUCAUUAAUGGUCGACAAAAAAGGACGAAAUUAGUAUCCAUACUGCAUUUCAUAUCUAGUAAAUAAGAAUGUCUAAAAGUUAACUGCAGCUUUGGUGUCCAAUUAAAAAAAAGCCCGCCUCCAACUGUAAUGCCCCACCUGGAUGAGUUUAUGAUUAAAAAAAAAGAAAGAAAAUGUUUGCCUUGUCUCACUUUGACAGGGACAAUAUAUGAAUUUUUAUGCAGGGUGCCAAUUUUAGACUUGCCACAGACUCUAGAGCGAGGAAGCAAGCCCUUCUCAGUCAACUCCUUGACUGAACUCCAUCCAUUGGUCAGCUGGAACACUCUUCAUCUUACUAUUUUUCUUUACUUUCUUUAGUUUCUGCAUUUUUCUAGACCUUUUUGUCUUGUAUUUGUGGCCUUGACAGGUAAAUCAUAGUACAAUCCCUCCAGUUUCUUUUCAGUCUACUUAUAUCAGUGUCUCACCUCUCGCAGACCUCUAACAGUUAACCACCUAGUAGGAUACACAGUUCAGUUAAUCACAUGAUACAAGGCAAAAUAUGGUACAGUAACAAGAAACAAGGCACGUGGUACAUAAAACAAGAUAAAACAUGGUACAGUGAAUCAUAAAACAAGGCAAAACGUGGUACAGUGAAUCACAUGAAACAAGAUAAAACGUGGUCCAGUGAAUCACGUGAAACAAGACAAAAUGUGGUACAGUGAAUCACAUGGCUCACAGAAAGCAGUGGACUCAUGCAAAACACUUUUGCAUUAUCCUAGUGCAAGCAUAGGACUCUGUGAAUAUUUUCAAAAAUCUGUCAGUUUCCUUUUUUGAUGUUACUUUUCAGUUCACAAGCAGGUAUAGAAUUGAAGGACUUCGAAAAAGUUUUGUUGCUUCAACAUAUCUACUUUUGUCUCACAUAUCAUGGAAAUAGAACGUAGGUGUGUAAUGCAUCUCGGUCUGUUCCCACAGUAACAUGCCAUGCUACAGGACAAGGAUAAACAUAUUCUAGAUACCGAGCUACUGUUCAAGAAAUGGGCAAUUGUCAUGUACUUCACUGUACCAUGUUUUAUCACAGCAUUGUCGCCAUGGGAUCUAAACACUGACCUUGUUUUCAUAUUGUAGAAGUUUACCAUUCAUAUAUUUUAGUGUAAAUUAUAGUUAAUUUUGCUGGGAGAAAAUCUAUAUUGCAUUUGCAUUACAAUUCCAUUUAUCAAUGAUAUUGUAUUACUUAUUAAUAUGAUAAAUAUAUUUUUGCAAUAUAUUUUUGAAAAAAAUGUCAUCGAGACAAAGAAAAGCGUGCUUGGUGCCCUACAAAAAAAACCUAAUUAUUCUUUUCAUUGUUCCAAAUAUUUUCUUUUCUUUUACCAUUGUAAAGUGAAGUUGGAAAUGUUCUGAGUAUUCAAUGAUCAGUUUUCCUAUUAGUCAGGUGUAUCCACUGUGAAUAAAUUCUUGAAAUAACCAGUCUGUUUGUUGUGUUUUAUGAACAUUAUCCAAGUAAAAUGAUAGCAAGUCGUAGCUCAGCCAGAAAAAAAUACAGCAUAAACAGUUCUGUGGAGUAAGCUCAAAUAAUCAUACUGACUCCACCAUGUUUCUGAAUAUGCUUCCACUUUAAGGAUAACAACUGUAAAAGGAUCUGUCAGCUGACAUGAAAAGUCUUAAGGUCGUAUUGUAAUAAAGACAACAAACCAACAUUAUCCAUUCUAAAGUUUAUUAUGUACAUAAUAAAUAAACCCUUUCUACGGGUCCAACAAACCAUACCACUUCAAGACCAGCACGGAAAUGACUAACAAGAGCCAGAAAAAUGGCCAAUAGGAUCUCGCUGACCACAGGAAUGAAGCAAGAGAUCUGUGUCCACAGGGACCAAUUU
Messenger RNA from Haliotis rufescens (red abalone), 10902 nucleotides. Its product is annotated as lysophospholipid acyltransferase 5-like. The transcript is spliced from 13 exons. Gene Ontology annotation, cellular component: membrane. NCBI's taxonomy places the organism in Eukaryota, Metazoa, Mollusca, Gastropoda, Lepetellida, Haliotidae. The coding region runs from base 115 to 1554 and encodes 479 amino acids. The record is from RefSeq and is a predicted model, not a curated record. Gene Ontology annotation, biological process: lipid modification; phosphatidylcholine biosynthetic process. Gene Ontology annotation, molecular function: 1-acylglycerophosphocholine O-acyltransferase activity; lysophospholipid acyltransferase activity.